CAAGGUGAUGGGAAUCAUGAACUCUUUCGUCAACGACAUCUUCGAGCGCAUCGGUGGUGAAGCGUCUCGUCUCACUCACUACAACAAGCGCUCCACCAUCACAUCGAGAGAGAUCCAGACCGCCGUGCGUCUGCUGCUGCCCGCUGAACUGGACAAACACACCGUGUCUGAGGCACAAAGACCGUCACCAAAUACACCAGCUCCAAAGAGACCAAAACCUGAAGUGACUGUAAAUCCAGAUCAUCAUGUGUUCAGAGGAGAGACAGUCACUCUCACAUGUGACAUACAGAGAGAAACACACACUGAGUGGAGAUACAGCUGGUUUAAAGAUGGUUUAGUCAAUCCAGUCAGCACUGAGAGAGUGUACAGAAUCACAUCUGACAAAUCUCACAGUGGUAAAUACAGAUGUAGAGGAGAGAGGAAACAAGACUCACAGAGAUCAGACAUCAGUGAUGCUGUUACACUGACUGUAUCAGAGAUUCCUAAACCUGUUCUGACUGUAAAUCCUAAAACAUCACAGAUAUUCAGAGGAGAGACUGUCACUCUCACAUGUGACGUACAGAUGACAAAAGUGACAGACUGGACAUACAGAUGGUUUUGUGAUGGUGUUCAUGUUCAAGACUCUAAUGAGAAAGAGAUCAAGAUUACUGCAACAUACAGCAGAUACAGCUGUAAAUGCAGGUGUUACGCUAUCAGAACAUCUACACAAAUCAGCACUUCCUGGAGUGAUGAAGUGUCAUUUACUGUCAUCGAGAAACCAAAACCUGAAGUGCGUGUAAAUCCAGAUCAUCAUGUGUUCAGAGGAGAGACAGUCACUCUCACAUGUGACAUACAGAGAGAAACACACACUGAGUGGAGAUACAGCUGGUUUAAAGAUGGUUUAGUCAAUCCAGUCAGCACUGAGAGAGUGUACAGAAUCACAUCUGACAAAUCUCACAGUGGUAAAUACAGAUGUAGAGGAGAGAGGAAACAAGACUCACAGAGAUCAGACAUCAGUGAUGCUGUUACACUGACUGUAUCAGAUAAACCAACACCAGCUGUGAUUGUGUCGCCCCAGAGUUCAGUGUUCACUGGAGACACAGUUACUCUGAGCUGUAAGUUCACACACUCAACUGGAUGGACGAUUCACUGGAAUAAAGACUCAAACUCUGAAUCCAGUGAUGCUGCAGGAACUAAAACAAUCAGAUCAGUGAAAGUCUCUGAUGGAGGACAGUACAGAUGCAGAGCACAAAGAGGAAUCUACUACACACAUUACAGUAACACAGUUCAAGUAACAGUUAAAGAGAGACCAAAACCUGUAGUGACUGUAAAUCCAGAUCAUCAUGUGUUCAGAGGAGAGACAGUCACUCUCACAUGUGACAUACAGAGAGAAACACACACUGAGUGGAGAUACAGCUGGUUUAAAGAUGGGACCAUCAAUCGGUAUAAAAACAUUCUCAAUCAAUGCACAAAACAAGAGUGUGAAAUUAGCAGUGUUGAACUCUCCCAUCAAGGUAAAUACAGCUGUUCUGGAAGAGAGACAAAAGGAUCACGCUACACACACAUCAGUGAUGAACUUACACUCUCAGUAUCAGAUUUACCCACAGCUAAACUCACUGUACAUCCAGAAACAUCUGUUUUCACUGGAGAGACAGUGAUCAUGAAGUGUGACAUUGAGUCUGAUUACAGUAACUGGAGAUAUGAGUGGUAUAAAGACAGAACUGUAGUGUCUGAGUCUGAGCGUUACACUGUAAACACAAACACUCUCACUAUCAGAGGAGCUACUGAGUCUGAUCAACAUCAGUUCUGCUGUCGAGGAAAGAGAGAUGGAAGACCAGCAACAUCACAGAACACAAGUGUUAUUCUUUCUGUUAAAGACUCAAAGCUCAAUCCUGAACUCACAUCAGAUACUGCAGGAGCUGCACUGACAGGAAACACGGUGACUCUGAUCUGUCACAUGACUCAGACCGCUGGAUGGGACUUUUACUGGUACAAACACACACAGAACUCUGAGAAAAAGAAGACAGAAACAAACUCCUACAGAGUCCAUAUUGAUUCAGUGUCUGAUGGAGGUCAGUACUGGUGUAGAGCUGGAAGAGGAGAACCAGUUUACUACACAAACUACAGUGAUGCACUGUGGGUCAAUGUCACAGCUCAACGUCCCUCAGUGUCUCUGAUCAUCAGUCCCAGCAGAAGUCAACACUUCUCAUCUCACUCACUCUCUCUGAACUGUGAGGAUCACAAUAACUCCACUGGAUGGACAGUGAGAAGAAACACAGACAGUGAGAGAAUGAAAGAUUGUUCAUCUACAGGAUCUACAUGUAAAAUCAGCUCCCUUAAAACAUCUGACACUGGAGUGUACUGGUGUCAGUCUCAAUCUGGAGAAAACAGUCAACAAAUUAACAUCACAGUACAUGAUGGUGAUGUGAUUCUGGAGAGUUCUGUUCAUCCUGUGAUUGAGGGAGAUACUCUGACUCUACACUGUUUACAUCGAUCUACAAACUCCUCAAUCCUCACAGCUGAUUUCUAUAAAGAUGGAUCACUCCUCCAGAAACAGACGACAGGAGAGAUGAGCAUCCCUACUGUCUCAAAGUCACAUGAGGGUUUCUACUCCUGUAAACACGGAGAGAGAGGACAGUCACCCAAGAGCUGGAUCUCAGUCACAGUCUCAGACGGUUCAUCUACUCGUCUGGUGAUUUGGGUGGUUGCGAGUGUCGCCUUGUUACUCAUCAUCUCACUGAUCCUGAUGUGCAGAUACAAAAACAACAAAGAUCAGCAGUGUAUCAACCAACAGACAUCAGUUCAGAAUCAGAGGACACGACCUGGAGAAUCCCAGACAGAAAACUGUACUCUACAGUCUGGUUGUGAUCACAUUUAUGAUAAUCUGGAUACAAACUAUAAGAAGAGCACAGGAGCAUCAACAGAUGAGGUCACAUAUUCAGACGUCACUAUUAAAAACAAGAUAUCUGUGGAUAAAGAUGAUAACAUGCCCGUGGCAAAUAAUGUGACAUAUUCAGAAGUCAGAACAAAAGUGAAGAAAUUCAAGAGCAAAGACGUUGAGACUGCAGGACCCGCCGAUUUGACUUACGCCCAGAUCAAUAUACACAACACAAAGAAAGCCAAGGGCAAAGGGAAAAGCAGUGAGUGUGGAGACACUGUUUACUCUGAUCUGAAGCAGAACACAGACAGAGGUGACAGUGCUGGAGUCCAUGCAACUUAUGCUCAAGUUUUUAAUCACCAAAAGAAAAAAACCCGGAAGAAUCAGCACAGCCUGGAUGUUGGGCAGCACACCACCCUGAGUGAUGGUCACUCCACCCAAGAAUUAGUUCAACUCCUCGUCAUUCUGCACUGCCAGCUGCAGGUGACGGGGAAUGAUACGAGUCUUCUUGUUGUCCCGAGCGGCGUUUCCAGCCAACUUCAGGAUCUCAGCGAGAUUGAAUAUGCUGAGGAGGAGGACUAUGCUUUUCUCGGGGAAGUGUUUACAGCUGCAGUUACAGAAUGGACAGAGACUGUUACAGUGAAUGGGGCUCCUGUCAAUUUUAAACUGGACACGAGGGCAGCCGUGACUGCUGUUCCAGAGGCCAUUUUCAAUGAAAACAAACUUGGUGAGUUAAAGACACCAUCAAAAGUUCUGUAUGGGCCAGGGCGCAACAUCCUUGAUGUAAAAAGGGGUUUUCGGAGCGUGUUGAAUGCAAAGGGACACAGCUGCACCCAAGAAGUGUAUGCUGUAAAUAAGCUCACGAAACCACUCUUAGGAUUACCAGCAAUAGAGUCCCUUAACCUAGUUCACCGCAUUGAAGCAGUCACAAAACAAGACAAUGACUUCAUUACUGCUUACCCCUCAGUGUUUACAGGUCUAGGGUUGCUGCAGGAGCCGUAUCACAUUAAACUGCAGAAGGAUGCAACACCAUAUGCCCUAUCAGCACCCCACCGUGUUCCCAUACCUCUAAGAGCAAAAGUGAAGGAGGAACUACACAGAAUGGAGCAGAUGGGGGUCAUUUCAAAGGUGAGCAGCCCUACAGAACGGUGUGCGGGGAUGGUUGUCAUUCCCAAGCCAAACGGAAAGAUCUGUAUAUGUGUGGAUUUAACAAACCUUAACAAAUGGGUUAAGAGAGAACGCCACAUUCUUCCAGCCAUUGAUCAAUCCUUGGCCAUGCUGUCAGAUUCCAAAAUAUUCACAAAACUAGAUGCACGAUCAGGUUUCUGGCAGAUUACCCUCACUUUGCCAGAACACUUUCAAAGACGAAUGUCCCAACUAUUGGAGAACUACAGCGGAGUGAUUUGUCAUGCUGACGAUAUCCUCGUCUUUGGGCGAAACAAAGCUGAACAUGACCACCGCCUGCACAGUGUCUUGAAAAAAAUUCAGUCAGUGGGCCUUACACUAAACGAAAAAUACCUGCAGCUAGAAAAAGAUGUACAGGUCUUUGUAGAUGCUAUUGUGUCUUCUCUCCCGGUAACAGAGGGUCAUUUGGAGCAGAUAAAAAGGGCUCAAAAAGAUGAUGAAAUCUGUAGACAGGUGAAGGAACACUGUCUCUCAGGCUGGCCUGGAAAACAUGAUGUGCGUAAAGAAUUGAGACCUUAUUGGCAGGGUAUCCCAGAGGAGGUCAUUUUGGACAACGGACCUCAGUUUGUCUCGCACACAUUCCAACAGUUUGCAAAAGACUGUAACUUUAAACACACUACAAGCAGCCCACAUUAUCCCCAAGCAAAUGGAGAGGCAGAGAGGGCUGUAUGCACAAUCAAAAGUCUGUGGGCUAAAGAAAAAGACCACCACAAAGCCCUGCUGACUAACAGAGCAAACCUAUGGAGCAAGGGUUUUGUGGAAGAUGUCUAUGCUCCACUUUACCUCAAAUCACAGGGAAGCUGGAGCCCAGGUGGCCGGACCUGCAGGAGUUCAGAAAAAAAGGAUGAGGAAGGGAGAAAACGCAAGGCAGUGAAUUACAAUUACCCCCAUAAGUCACAUCCCUUACCACAACUUCAGCGUGAACAGAAAGUGUGGCUUGCCACUGAACAGAUCUAUGGAUCUGUCUGCGGACUGGCUCAUACACCAAGAUCUUACCUGGUGCAGACAGAGAGAGGAAUGCUGCGGAGAAACAGAAAGCAUCUCCGCCCCAUUAGAGUGCUGAUGUCUAACAGCUACUCUGAACAUACUCCAGGUUCUGUUGUGAAGGCAGAUUCAGAGACAGGAGGAGGAUCUAAUUCACAAGAGAUUCCUAAACCUGUUCUGACUGUACAGCCAACAUCACCGAUAUUCAGAGGAGAGAAUGUCACUCUCACAUGUGACGUACAGAUGACAGAAGUGACAGACUGGACAUACAGAUGGCGGUGUGAUGGUGCUGAUGGUCCCUAUAAAGAGAGAGAGUACACGAUUACUGUACAAAACAACAAGACCUGCAUGUGUACCAGAACAUCUCAGCAGAACAGCUCUCACUGGAGUAAUGAAGUGACUCUCACUGUGAUUGAGAUUCCUAAACCUGUUCUGACUGUAAAUCCUAAAACAUCACAGAUAUUCAGAGGAGAGAAUGUCACUCUCACAUGUGACGUACAGAUGACAGAAAUGACAGACUGGAAAUACAGAUGGCGGUGUGAUGGUGCUGAUGUUCAAGACUCUAAUGAGAUGAAAUAUGUAAUUAAAGAAAUUAGUGUACAAAACAAUCAGAAAUGUAAGUGUCGAGGUACCAGAACAUCUAGGCCAUUCUCCUCUGAUUGGAGUGAUGAUGUCACUCUUACUGUCAUUGAGAGACCAAAACCUGUAGUGCGUGUAAAUCCAGAUCAUCAUGUGUUCAGAGGAGAGACAGUCACUCUCACAUGUGACAUACAGAGAGAAACACACACUGAGUGGAGAUACAGCUGGAUUAAAGAUGGACACAUUUACUCCUCAUACACAUCAACUCCAGAUCUCAAGAUCAGAACUGAUUAUGAGUCUGAUAGUGGUAAAUACAGAUGUAGAGGAGAGAAAAUCAGUGACUCACAGAAAUCAGACAUCAGUGAUGCUGUUACACUGACUGUAUCAGAGAUUCCUAAACCUGUUCUGACUGUAAAUCCUAAAACAUCACAGAUAUUCAGAGGAGAGACUGUCACUCUCACAUGUGACGUACAGAUGACAGAAGUGACAGACUGGACAUACAGAUUGCAGUGUGAUGGUGCUGAUGUUCAAGACGUUUAUGAGAAAGAGUUCAAGAUUACUUUAAUGUACAGCCGUAAAUGCUGGUGUUACAUUAGCAGAACAUCUAGACCAGUCGGCACUUCCUGGAGUGAUGAAGUGUCAUUUACUGUCAUCGAGAGACCAAAACCUGUAGUGCGUGUAAAUCCAGAUCAUCAUGUGUUCAGAGGAGAGACAGUCACUCUCACAUGUGACAUACAGAGAGAAACACACACUGAGUGGAGAUACAGCUGGUUUAAAGAUGGUUUAGACAAUCCAGUCAGCACUGAGAGAGUGUACAGAAUCACAUCUGACAAAUCUCACAGUGGAAAAUACAGAUGUAGAGGAGAGAGGAAACAAGACUCACAGAGAUCAGACAUCAGUGAUGCUGUUACACUGACUGUAUCAGACUCAAAGCUCAAUCCUGAACUCACAUCAGAUACUGCAGGAGCUGCACUGACAGGAAACACGGUGACUCUGAUCUGUCACAUGACUCAGACCGCUGGAUGGGACUUUUACUGGUACAAACACACACAGAACUCUGAGAAAAAGAAGACAGAAACAAACUCCUACAGAGUCCAUAUUGAUUCAGUGUCUGAUGGAGGUCAGUACUGGUGUAGAGCUGGAAGAGGAGAACCAGUUUACUACACAAACUACAGUGAUGCACUGUGGGUCAAUGUCACAGCUCAACGUCCCUCAGUGUCUCUGAUCAUCAGUCCCAGCAGAAGUCAACACUUCUCAUCUCACUCUCUCUCUCUGAACUGUGAGGAUCACAAUAACUCUACUGGAUGGACAGUGAGAAGAUACACAGACAGUGAGAGAAUGAAAGAUUGUUCAUCUACAGGAUCUACAUGUAAAAUCAGCUCCCUUAAAACAUCUGACACUGGAGUGUACUGGUGUCAGUCUCAGUCUGGAGAAAACAGUCAACAAAUUAACAUCACAGUACAUGAUGGUGAUGUGAUUCUGGAGAGUUCUGUUCAUCCUGUGAUUGAGGGAGAUACUCUGACUCUACACUGUUUACAUCGAUCUACAAACUCCUCAAUCCUCACAGCUGAUUUCUAUAAAGAUGGAUCACUCCUCCAGAAUCAGACGACAGGAGAGAUGAGCAUCCCUACUGUCUCAAAGUCACAUGAGGGUUUCUACUCCUGUAAACACGGAGAGAGAGGACAGUCACCCAAGAGCUGGAUCUCAGUCACAGUCUCAGACGGUUCAUCUACUCGUCUGGUGAUUUGGGUGGUUGCGGGUCUGAGUGUCGCCUUGUUACUCAUCAUCUCAGUGAUCCUGAUGUGGAGAUACAAAAACAACAAAGAUCAGCAGUGUAUCAACCAACAGACAUCAGUUCAGAAUCAGAGGACACGACCUGGAGAAUCCCAGACAGAAAACUGUCCUCUACAGUCUGGUUGUGAUCACAUUUAUGAUGAUCUGGAUACAAUGUAUAAGAAGAGCACAGGAGCAUCAACAGAUGAGGUCACAUAUUCAGAGGUCACUAUUAAAACAAAGAUAUCUGUGGAUAAAGGUUGUGAUCAGAUUUAUGAUGAUGUGGAUACAAACUAUAAGAAGAGCACAGACGUUGAGACUGCAGGACCCGCCGAUUUGACUUACGCCCAGAUCAAUAUACACAACACAAAGAAAGCCAAGGGCAAAGAUGUUGGAAAAAGCUUCGCAGAUGUUUUAAUUGAAAUGAAAACUAAGGACAAUCAAAGAGGGAAAAGCAGUGAGUGUGGAGACACUGUUUACUCUGAUCUGAAGCAGAACACAGACAGAGGUGACAGUGCUGGAGUCGAUGCAACUUAUGCUCAAGAUUUUAAUCACCAAAAGAAAAAAACCCGGAAGAAUUGAUCAAGUUCAACUAUUUUAAAAUACACACAUUUACAUGUAGAAGAAACACUGAAAUCAAUCAAUGAUCAGCUCAUUCAUUAAAAAAGACACCUGACAAGAUAAAACUGGAUUUAGAUGAGAUUUUGAAAUGAGAUGUUUUUUAUCCAGUCUUGACGUCAACAUGUAAUGAGAGAAUGAUGUUAAAUGCCUUUACAUGCAAAAGUUCUGAUCAUUUUUCUUGUAUUUUGUGUCGGGAAGUUUGUACACAAACCUUCUGCUUUUUAUAAUGCGCUUAUUUUAAAUGUGUGUUUAAUAGUGGAACAUUUAUUGUAGUUGGGAACACACUUUCUUGUUUAAGCUCAGAAUUUGCACUCUUUCAUGUCAAUUGUAAACUAACUCUUACAUUAUAAACCUGUGUAUGUGUGUUUCUAUGUUUCUAUAAUGUCAGUGUAACUAUAUUCAUGUUUAAAUUAAUUGCAGUUUUCUGUCUGUGUUCUGCAGUGUCUCAAAGUUUCAAGAAUCACUUUAACCGCAAUAUCAGUUAUAUUUUCAUCAGUUAAACACUUCCUGUCUGUACUGAAGAUGUGCCAGUAUUUAUGAGGAGGAUUUUGCCAAGAGAAUAAGACUUUUAUUUAAGGUUUAUUUUUCAUAUGAUUUUGGAUCAGUUGAUUGUUUUUGUUUGAACAGUUUCUCAGAUUUUCUGUCAUUUUGAUGUAAAAUAAAAACAUAAACCUGA
This is a messenger RNA of Myxocyprinus asiaticus (Chinese sucker), 8675 nucleotides long. RefSeq lists its product as uncharacterized. Lineage: Eukaryota; Metazoa; Chordata; Actinopteri; Cypriniformes; Catostomidae. Gene Ontology annotation, cellular component: nucleosome. The record is from RefSeq and is a predicted model, not a curated record. Gene Ontology annotation, molecular function: transmembrane signaling receptor activity; DNA binding; protein heterodimerization activity. Gene Ontology annotation, biological process: cell surface receptor signaling pathway; DNA integration.